Molecule: messenger RNA, 721 nt
Organism: Telopea speciosissima
Lineage: Eukaryota; Viridiplantae; Streptophyta; Magnoliopsida; Proteales; Proteaceae
Product: 60S ribosomal protein L27a-3-like
Exons: 1
Coding region: 86-526 (146 amino acids)
Biological process (GO): translation
Cellular component (GO): cytosolic large ribosomal subunit; ribosome
Molecular function (GO): structural constituent of ribosome
Source: RefSeq, a predicted model, not a curated record
UACCUCUGAAAACUUAGAAACCCUCAUUUCGCUUCGCCAUUUCACGAAGGAGAAGGAGCGAGAGAGCGAGAGCAAGGUAACCCAAAUGACGACGAGAUUCAAGAAGAACAGGAAGAAGAGAGGCCAUGUCUCAGCCGGCCAUGGAAGAAUAGGUAAGCACAGGAAGCAUCCAGGUGGUCGAGGUAAUGCUGGAGGUAUGCAUCAUCACAGGAUCUUGUUCNANANANANCNUNCNGNUNANUNUNGNANGNUNGNUNUNCNUNANUNCNANANGUUGCGCAACAAGUUUUACUGCCCCAUCGUUAACAUUGAUAAGCUCUGGUCGUUGAUACCGCAAGAGGCGAAAGACAAGGCAUCUCCGGAGAACGCACCUAUGAUCGAUGUUGCCCAGUAUGGUUUCUUCAAGGUCUUGGGCAAAGGGGUGUUGCCCGCUUCACAACCCAUUGUCGUCAAGGCUAAGCUGAUCUCGAAGAUCGCAGAGAAGAAAAUCAAGGAAGCUGGAGGUGCCGUAAUCCUCACAGCUUAGAAGGUUAUUUCUUCUCCUAGUUAUUGUUGGUUAAUUAGUUAGGGUUUUAAAUUUUGGUGAUCCCCCUAAAAUCUGUAAGAGAAACAGAGAAUGAAUUUUGGUACCUUUACAUUGGGUUUUGUUUUAAAUUUCAAUCAGAACUCUACUCGUUGAUGUCUUUAUCGCUUGAAUGAAUGAUGGAUGGAUUCGUUCUCA